Akanthomyces muscarius is the source of this 273-nucleotide messenger RNA. RefSeq lists its product as uncharacterized. The coding region runs from base 1 to 273 and encodes 90 amino acids. Lineage: Eukaryota; Fungi; Ascomycota; Sordariomycetes; Hypocreales; Cordycipitaceae. The record is from RefSeq and is a predicted model, not a curated record. The transcript has a single exon. Gene Ontology annotation, molecular function: structural constituent of ribosome. Gene Ontology annotation, biological process: translation. Gene Ontology annotation, cellular component: large ribosomal subunit; mitochondrion.
AUGUCCUUCUUUCGCAUCACCCUCCACAGAAGCGCCAUCGGCCUGCCGGAGCGCACGCGCGGCGUCCUCGCGGCGCUGGGCCUGCGGCGGCGCAUGCAGACCGUCUUCCACCCGGCGGAGCCGCAGUUUGCGGGCAUGAUCUUCAAGGUCAAGGAGCUGGUGCGCGUGGCCGAGGUCGAGACGGCGCUGAGCAAGAAGGAGGUGUCGGCGGAGCGCACGCCCGACGCCGGGUUCUACGUGGAGAGCAGAGCGGCGGAGCGACUGCGGCAAUGA